Scomber scombrus (Atlantic mackerel) is the source of this 2283-nucleotide messenger RNA. RefSeq names its product cnksr family member 3 (gene cnksr3). The transcript is spliced from 13 exons. The record is from RefSeq and is a predicted model, not a curated record. Gene Ontology annotation, cellular component: membrane; cytoplasm. Gene Ontology annotation, molecular function: protein binding. Gene Ontology annotation, biological process: regulation of signal transduction. Bases 123 to 1817 code for a protein of 564 amino acids. NCBI's taxonomy places the organism in Eukaryota, Metazoa, Chordata, Actinopteri, Scombriformes, Scombridae.
UGGCCCGUCCGGUGUCGAUGUGUGUUACCGGAGCUGUUAGGAGUUAACAUGUCUGAAUAACUGGUGUGUUUUCAGUGGUUUUUUGGAUAAAAAGAGAGAAACUACUUUAUUAAAAACCCGCCAUGGAGGCUGUGACUAAGUGGAGACCGCAACAAGUGGUGGACUGGAUGCGGGGUCUGGACGACAGCGUGCAGCAGUACAUCCUGUCCUUCCAGCAGCAGCAGGUGGACGGAGAGAAGCUGCUCAGGAUGUCCCACCAGGACCUGCUGUCUCUGGGCGUGUCGAGGGUCGGACACCAGGAGCUGGUGCUGGAGGCCGUGGAUCUGCUGUGUGCUCUGAACUCGGGCGUGGAGUCGGACAACCUGAAGACUCUGGUGGGGAAGAUGAGAACGGCGCACCACAACCUGAGCAGCGCCGUGUCACAACGCAGGAAGAACCCCGCAUACCACAACAAAAACUCCCAUCAGCCCUCCAACGAGUUCCUGACCGCCGUGGUCGAGCUGAUCGGAGCCGCCAAGAGUCUGCUGGCCUGGCUGGACAGGACUCCACUGACGAGCCCCAACGACUUCACUUCCACCAAGAGCCGAAUCAUCCAGCUGUGUCUGGAGCUCACCUCCACCGUCCAGAAGGACCUCACUGUUUAUGAGAUGGAGGAGAAGAUUAUGGAAGUGUCUCGGGCUCUGAACGGUAUCUGUGAGAAAACAGCUCAGACGACCUCCGACACUUCGAAGGGUGACAUGACCUGUCUGGAGGAGGUGCAAAUCACCAACAUCAAGCCCGGAGAGGGACUGGGGAUUUACAUCAAAUCCACCUACGACGGGCUUCACGUCAUCACGGGAACAACAGAGAACUCUCCUGCUGAUAAAACCCAAAGGAUUCACGCCGGAGACGAAGUCGUUCAGGUCAACAAACAGACGGUGGUGGGCUGGCAGCUGAAGCACCUGGUGGAGAAGCUGAGGACGGAGACAGGAAGCGUCACCCUGGUGGUGAAGAAGAGGCCGGCUGGCAUCGCUGGCGGCUUCGCUCCCGCACCGCUGAAAAACCUGCGAUGGAGACCCGCCCUUGUUCAGACAUCUCAGGGAGCUCCGGGUCUCCACAGACUUCGACAUCCAGAACCUUCAGACGCAGCAGGGAAGAGAGUUAAGUCAGCUGUGUUGGAUCUGUACAUCCCUCCUCCGCCCGCAGCACCGUACGUACCGAUAGACGGGAACACGAACAUUCACCAGGGUGUGAAAAUGAGGCCGAAGUCUCCGAACUCUCGUCUGGAUGCGGACACACGGAGACGCUACACCGUCGCCGACGACAAAAGGACGUCCGUCAUUUCUCCUACUGAAGGGAACCAGCCGAUUCCGGUCCGCCUCCGACAGCGCGCCUCUGCACGCUGUAAACCUCGGCCCGUCUCCAUGCCGGUGGAAUCACUGUCGGCUGCGUCCAACCCGUCCUGCAGGCGCGGGACUCAGGGGAAGAAAGGUCAGGACAUCCUUCACAGGUAUCUGAGUAACGAGGGGAUCAGCGUCAUCACAGAGGAGGAGCCGUGUUACCCGCUGCCGUACCGCGGCCACCCGUCUGUCCGCGGCGUCGACCACAUCCGAGGCAGCCAGUGCUUCAUCAACGCCGAUCUGCACAGCACCGCCACCAUCCCCUACCAGGAGGCGGCGUCCAAGAAAUCCACCACCGCCGCCACUGCCUCCUCUUCCUCCACCACCACUUCCUCUUCCUCCUCCUCCGCUGCUGUUUCACCUCCUCCGACUGCGACCAAACAGUCGACGUCGCUGCUCGGCGGCUGGCUGGCUCGUCUCAGGCUGCUCAGCCACUGACUCCUUUAAAUUUUUAUCAGAACAGACGAGUUCUGCUCAUCUGGCUCCAACAGCAGGUCAAAUAUUCUCAGCCUGAUCCUCAACGCCUUCAAGCAUCCGAGCACACAACAAAUAAUAUUAAAAAAAAGUGAAAUAAACUUUGAGAAUGAAGCAAAGAUCUCACGAAAAGUCAAAACGACAGCAAAGAAGAAUAAAAGAAAAGCAAAUCUGUUUUUCUGACCAAGACUGUUUUCAUGAUUUUUCAUGUGAGUCGUCUCUUUGAACUUCAAACUGGAGACUUUAUAUCGACGCUUAUCAGUUUAACUCUCCAAUCAGAGAAAGAUUAUAUAGAAACUUUAAUCCUUCCUCCUCUGACCCCUGAUUACUCUGCUGCACCUGUGUGUGAAAAGUAGAAUAAAAGUUUGGAAAUGUAAACACACAGAAUCUCAGACUGAACUGUCUGCAGUCAAGUUGCAUUAUGGGUAAU